Cutaneotrichosporon oleaginosum is the source of this 1178-nucleotide messenger RNA. RefSeq lists its product as uncharacterized. The record is from RefSeq and is a predicted model, not a curated record. NCBI's taxonomy places the organism in Eukaryota, Fungi, Basidiomycota, Tremellomycetes, Trichosporonales, Trichosporonaceae.
CCCAAUUCCGGAUGUGAGCUAGGCGGCGACCUAAUCUUGCACCAUCACUGCAUGGGCUGGGUGUCGCGCUCGUUGGUCUCGCGGGUCCGCUUCAACUUGAUGCUCCAGUGAGGGUGGGGGCUACCGUGCACCGCACAAAAGUGUCACGCCGGUCGAACGAGCAGCGAAGCCGAUCUGCUUCCUCGGAUGCUCAGCUGAGCUGUGAGCGGCGCUGCGGGCGUUACAUGCAGUAAUGAGCAUUUGCCUGUAGGGAGUCAUCGCAGACAUCGCAGACAUCGCAGACAUCGCAGGCCUUGCAGAGAUCGCAAAAGGCUGGGCGAGGAGCGUGAGCCCAUUGGUGAUUGUGAGCAGCAUGCAGCCUGCAGCCAGCCAUGACAAUCCCCCAUCUGGCGCAUUCCUUGCGCUGUUACAUGCCCUCAUUUCGCUUCGUCUUUUGCUUCCUUCCUUGUCAUCAUCUCUCCAACAAUUCUCCAUCCGCUCCGCAUCAUCAUCUCCUUUCUCGCCAUCGCGCGCUGAUCGCUGACCCGUGUCUCACUCUUGGCUUUGCGCGUACGACAUCCGAUUCACCCCGACCAAAAUUGGCUCCUCUUGACCAGCACAAGCCCUCGCGAUUAGGUCCGCGCAAGCGUCAUUCACCUGACCCAAACGCUCGACCCUCCCUCCCUCCCUCCCUCUCUCCCCGUCAUAUUCCUCUCACACCCAUCAGCACACUCCAUCAUGGCGUCCCCCGCACCAGUCGCGUCCCCACGGACGGAGCACAAGACAGUGGCCGAGCCAGCCAAGGUGCGCUACAACCCAUCCAACAGUGUCUGUUCACCUCGCGUCCUCAGGGAACGUCAUAAGACACCCUUACCAUCCCACCUAUGACGCCGCGUUCGGUGUCUGCGCAACGCUAGGCGCCUCUGGCCGCUGUGCGGCCCGUCGUCGAAGCGUGGCGUCGUCCCAUUUCUUCUACAUUGCACCCCGAGUGAAUGCUGACCUGUCCCCACUUUCGCCAUCAAACUCUCCGCCGAUGUCACUGUGUUCCCUUGCGUCAUCCAAUCUACAGGCAUCCACAUCCGCGUCUGAUGUUACCACAACCCCGAGCUCGUCUUCCGCCGCCGCCCCAGAGGCAUCUGUGAGCACUCCAGCUCCCGAGGUCGCCUCCAAGAAGGAGGCCGACUCGGCUGAACCCGCUC